CUUUUGUGGGAACAUAUUGUUGACAUGCCAUAUGCGUAGUAUUUUUAUCAGCGAGCUAAACUUAACUGCCUGCUGAAGGCUUGAUAACAAAAUUUGUCCAAGAACGACGAUAAGAAAAGGAGUAGUUUAUCCGGUAUUGAUUUGGAUUAUUCUGUUAUUCCGCUCAUGCCAGCAUAAAUGUGUUGUAUUUGGCACAUGAAUUGUGUCAUAAAACUCCAUAUUUAGUGUUGAAGAUCGACACGUGCUACAGAAGCGAGGAACGAAACGAAAGCGGAAAGAACCGGUAUUGUUUCCACUACAUAUUUUGGCCGGCCGGCAGGCAUCGGUAUAGAUCAUAUUCCCGAGCAUAUACUCGUAUUCAGCUGAGCUGAAGCGCUGUCAUCAAGCUUUUCGGACUCGAACCGUGACUCACAAAACACCUUGAAAACCCUUCACGUCGAUAUCCACAGCGAGAAGUGCAAUGGCUCCAGACAGCACCUCCGCAGACCAAGCGGAUACGGGUCCCGGUGGAGAUGUACCUCCUGCAGCCUCUUCGGAAACACCGAAUCAGACCAUGACGGACAUUCGAGAAGGAGGAGAACCAGAGGUUGUCCUCAAGAGGAAAGUCGGAAUCUUUGGUUGUAUAGCCAUGGUGGUCGGCAUCAUCAUAGGCUCGGGAAUUUUCGUAUCGCCGCAGGUCAUUCUAGUAUACACAGACGGUGUCAUCGGCUACUCUUUCCUCGCCUGGAUCAUAUGCGGUCUCUUCUCCAGCCUCGGAGCCCUGUGUUUCGUGGAGCUCUCGACCACCAUCCCCUUGUCCGGAGGCGACUUCGCCUACAUUCUUCAAGCAUGGGGUCCGUUCGUGGCCUUCAUCCGGAUGUGGAUGAGCCUGUUCAUCAGCUACCCCGGCGAAUACGCCAUCAUCAUCCUUAUCGCGUCUCAGUACCUCGUCAGCCCGUUCUUGGCCAACUGCGAUGACCUUCCACAAGCGGCCAUCCAGCUUUUUACCAUUGUCAUUCUUUGUGCGAUUUACUAUCUCAACUGCGUGAGUGUUCGAUGGACGACCCGGGUUCAGGUGUUCUUUACCGCAGCUAAGGUAUCGGGUUUGGUGAUUAUCAUCCUUGGUGGUGUCGUCCAGCUUUGCAGAGGAAAAACUGAGCAUUUUGCCAAUGCCUUCUCUGGUUAUAAUAACCCAACAAGCUUCCCAUUGGCUCUCAAUGCAGGCAUAUUUGCAUUUUCAGGAUGGCAAUAUCUCAUGUUCAUUACAGAGGAAGUGCAGAGACCUGCAAGGAAUAUUCCUCUAGGUGUUAUCAUCUCUAUGAUCCUUGUGACGUCCAUCUAUCUCUUGACCAAUGUUAGUUACCUGACUGUCCUGAGCCCUCCUGAAAUCAUCAAUUCCAAUGCGGUAGCAGUGGAUUUUGCUAAGCGAUUGUUCCCGGUGUUUGCCUGGAUCAUGUCAAUAUUUGUGGCUCUGUCUUGCACUGGUACCGUCAAUGGCGCCCUCUUUGGCAGCUCAAGAAUCCUAUACGUGGCCGGCCGUGAAGGUUUGAUGCCAAAGCUCAUGUCUAUGAUUCAUGUACGUAAGAAGACACCUCUGCCUGCUGCCAUCUUCACACUACCAAUCGCCAUCUUGAUGGUGUUGAACAAUGACAUAUUCCUCCUCCUCAACUUUGUGGCUUUCAUCGAGUGGAUCAUGAACUUCCUGGCAGUAGCCAUCAUCCCCUACUACCGAUGGAAACAUCCGGACCUGCCACGCCCUUUCAAGGUUCCCAUUGUUGUACCAAUCAUUUACAUGCUGGGAGUACUCUUUGUUCUUGGAAUGGCUUUGUAUGCAUCCCCGAGGGAUUGUGGUCUAGGAAUCGUUGCUGCAGCAUCCGGGAUACCAGUCUACUUGAUAGGAGUCUGGUGGAAGAACAAACCACCCGCGUUCCAGAAUGCCAUCGACAAGACGACGUUAUUCCUCCAGAAGUUGUUACUGGUUGUGAGUCCGGAGCCGCAAACGAAAUCAGAAUGAGACUGUUUCGAGACAGCAGCUGGACCGUGGUCCCAUGUUAUGCAUUUACAUGUUGGCAACAGAAUGCCAAGUCCGGAUGAACAUGUGGUCCCAUUUAAUGUAUUUAUAUGUUGGCAACAGAAUGCCAAGUCAUGAUCAAGUUAUGGUUCCAUAUCAUGUAUUUAGGUGUAGGCAACAGAAUGCGAAGUAAUGGUAAAUAUGUGGUCCCAUAUAAAGUAUUUAAUGGAGAGAAUAUCUUGUCCCUUGCAACAAGACUGUUGUGUAAGUAAGUCCCAUAUUAUUUCAAUUAUUAAUAUGUAUUAAUGCUGCGUUAUGCAUUACAAAUACACUCUUUAUCCAAAGCCACAGCUUAGGAAACCAUGCUGGCUUUGUGUAGUGAUGAAAUUGGACUCUUCCUGCAUGAACAAUCCAAUCAGCAGAUGUUAAUUUUCAGAGCAGCAAAUUUUCCAGGUACCUCCGGCGUACCCUUUAAUGGCCCCAGGACUGCCCAGAUUAUAAUGAAAGGGUCUAAAAUAUUAUCUUAAAAGACAUUCUCUGAAACUGUAAUGGGUACUUAUAUGACCUGCAUCCACGUGGAAGGACACCUGCUCUCUCUAAGCCAAUGGAAUUAUGUCAAGGUCUAUGGUGGUGAUUUUCUUAAACCUGAUUGCUAAGAAAACGUGAAUGAUUGUAAGCAAGCAACCAGAGGACAGACAUCUUAAGGUCCCGUGCGAGGGACCUGGUAAUGAGGAUUUAAAUGCCUUACCAAUGGGCACUAGCUUACCAAGUGGGAAGCGAACCUUGGUCACCAUAAUCAGAAGCCUCUGCUCUACCGACUGACUGAGCUAUCGUGCCUUGUCUUUAUAGCAAGAGGGGAAAUGUUUUACGUGACCUGCUGACGUAGCCAGAUCUGCUAUAAAGCCUUGCUGAUUGUCAGAACGACUCGCUGAAACUUAUCACUCUAUUGGUUUCUUUGUUUGAAAUGUGAAAAACCAUUGCAUUCAAUCGUCUCACUGACUCACAAAUUGAUAUACUCCAUUUAUUUGUGUGCUAUUGAGGAAGGCGUACAUGGCAGUUGUGCAUUGCAAUGGUGCAACCUUCUAUCUUGUGCUGCAGUUCAAUUUAAAGGUUUUUCAAGAAGUUCAGAGAAAUCACAAGCCUCUUAUGAGCCCCGUGAGGCUCGUAUGAUUUUUGAAACUUUUUUGUCCCUAAAUUGUGUAAUUUAGGUAAUGACUAUCGCUGUUAAAGCCGUGCUUCCAAUUUACAAUGGCCUUGUAAGUCAAUGACUGGUGGUUAUGAUUUAUUUACACAUUUGUAAUUAGUCUUUUAAGAAAAUAAUUUAAUAUUGGUCAGUGAUGAUAAAGAACGAUGUGGGAGAAGAAUGAAGAGAGAGAGACAGAGUGGGGAUGAGAAAGAGAGGGAGGAAUGGAUAGAA
This is a messenger RNA of Lytechinus variegatus (green sea urchin), 3407 nucleotides long. RefSeq names its product cystine/glutamate transporter-like. NCBI's taxonomy places the organism in Eukaryota, Metazoa, Echinodermata, Echinoidea, Temnopleuroida, Toxopneustidae. The record is from RefSeq and is a predicted model, not a curated record. The transcript is spliced from 11 exons. Gene Ontology annotation, cellular component: membrane. Gene Ontology annotation, molecular function: L-amino acid transmembrane transporter activity. Gene Ontology annotation, biological process: amino acid transmembrane transport. Bases 461 to 1993 code for a protein of 510 amino acids.